Messenger RNA from Zymoseptoria tritici IPO323, 408 nucleotides. RefSeq lists its product as uncharacterized. Lineage: Eukaryota; Fungi; Ascomycota; Dothideomycetes; Mycosphaerellales; Mycosphaerellaceae. The record is from RefSeq and is a predicted model, not a curated record. Bases 1 to 408 code for a protein of 135 amino acids. The transcript is spliced from 2 exons.
AUGAUCAAAGAUUUGCGACUAUGCGCGGGUGAGGUAAACUGGCAAUUCUGCCGGAUCGACGGAUCGAGCGGCUGCAGCCUCCGCAUAUUCCGUAUGGAGCAAGCGACCGACCAUGCUGGACGGGACAGCGCCCUCAUUGGCGGUAGCGGACUCCUGCUUAUCGCUCAUGAGGUCUUAUUCCUGUGCAGCGCGAGUCUGGACAUCGUCGAUGAUCACGGAGGUUACGAAGUCACCCUCCCUGCUAGCACCGACAUCACCGGACAGACAUCACCGGACAGCGCCCUCGUCAGCUCCUGCUUGUCGUUCCUGAGGCCUCACUCCUGCGUUGUGGGGACCCGAAGAUUUUUGAGGGUGAUUGAGUUUCCCGAAGUCAUCCUCCCAGCUAUCAACGACACCGGCAGAGAUUGA